UUAUACAUUCGUUCGCUGAACACACCACUAUGUCGCUGUGUUGCUGAAAAGCACCUUAUGGUUAAGGCAGACGGAUUAUAUACCGCAUAGUUAUCAUAAAAUAUACACGAAGAAGAGAUUUAUUUUUAAAAGUAAAACAAGAAAAUUAUAAAAGUUGCAGAAAAUAAUUUUAUAAAUUGAGAUACAGUGAAGAAUUAACAAGAAAUGCAGCGUUUAGGAAUUCGAACUAUCUGCAGCAUCCUGAGCCGUAACAGGGCAUAUACUACCGUACCUGCUCAGGAACAGAUGAUAACUGCUACUUUUAAAGUACAAGAUCUCAAGGAUUUUGAUGAACGUGUGAAGAAUUCCAAAGUACCUGUUAUUGUGGACUUUUUUGCAACAUGGUGUAAUCCCUGUCGCAUGUUAACCCCAAGAAUAGAAACGAUUGUUGCCGAAAAGCAAGGAAAGAUACUGUUAGCCAAAGUCGAUAUUGAUGAAAAUACAGAACUUGCUCUUGAUUAUCAUGUUGGAUCCGUACCUGUACUCAUUGCUAUGAAGGAUGGAAAGGUUCUGGAGAGAGUUGUCGGUCUUCAAGAUACUGACAAGCUUAAACAGUUUGUUAACAAAUAUGCAGAAUAGUAUAGUUGUUACAUUUUGUAUUAUUCUUAACCAUUGAAUUUGUUAAGAAGGUAAUCUGUUUUCCUCGCAUACAGAAUUUCUCUAGGUAUACAAUAUGUGGUAUUUCAGAAAUAUUUCUAAUUUAUAGCAAAUUUCCUGGUUGUUAAAUAAUUGUAUUACAAUAUGUCAUGUAGAUUUGUGUUUGGUAGACUGUACAUGUGUACGUACAUACACGCGUAUAAGACUAGAUAUAAUAAAUUUCAACAUAAAUGA
Dinoponera quadriceps is the source of this 870-nucleotide messenger RNA. RefSeq names its product thioredoxin, mitochondrial. NCBI's taxonomy places the organism in Eukaryota, Metazoa, Arthropoda, Insecta, Hymenoptera, Formicidae. The transcript has 4 exons. The record is from RefSeq and is a predicted model, not a curated record. Bases 205 to 618 code for a protein of 137 amino acids. Gene Ontology annotation, molecular function: protein-disulfide reductase activity; oxidoreductase activity, acting on a sulfur group of donors, disulfide as acceptor. Gene Ontology annotation, cellular component: cytoplasm.